Rhododendron vialii is the source of this 2886-nucleotide messenger RNA. RefSeq names its product NADPH--cytochrome P450 reductase. The transcript is spliced from 18 exons. Gene Ontology annotation, molecular function: FMN binding; flavin adenine dinucleotide binding; NADPH-hemoprotein reductase activity. The coding region runs from base 439 to 2490 and encodes 683 amino acids. The record is from RefSeq and is a predicted model, not a curated record. Gene Ontology annotation, cellular component: cytosol. Lineage: Eukaryota; Viridiplantae; Streptophyta; Magnoliopsida; Ericales; Ericaceae.
UAUCUUGAUUCCAAUCCACAUCAAGCUCCAAAGAUAUAGGCCUUUUAUAAGAAAGCCCCGUAAAGACUGCGGCCCAAAAAUUUCUGGUUUUGGUAGGCAACCAGCAAAAGAUACCGUCCCCGGUGGCCUAAACUCUCUCUCUCAUCUCGUGCUGCUCUGUCAAUCUCCAUCACCUUCCCCUUCCAGAAGGUAGAGAGAGAAAAUCCCAUCACCCGGAGAGAGAGAGAAGCACCGAUUAUCAGUUACAAAAUCAGGAGUUUAGAGCUUAUCAAAAAUAAAAGAAUCAGGAGUUCAGAGAGAGAAAUUUCCCUAAUCGACCUCGACUGACUGGCGCUGAAUAUACAUCGAUAUAUAUAUUUAUAUGUGUCUAUAUACAGUCGAGAGAGAGAGAGAGAGAGAGAGAGAGAGAGAGAGAGAAAACAUAUAGUGGAGUCGACCAUGAGUGAGAAUUCAGAUCUGAUCAGAUCGAUGGAAUCGGCGCUGGGAGUGUCGUUGAGUUCCGAGACGGCGGUUGUGGCCGUGACGACGUCGUUUGCGGUUUUAAUCGGAUUGUUGUUCUUUAUAUGGAAGAGAUCGUCCGAUCGGAGUAAAGAGGUGAGGCCAAUUGUGGUUGCGACGCCGUUUAAGGUUGAGGACGAGGACGACGAGCUGGAGGUGGGGUCGGGGAAGGUUAGGGUGACCGUGUUUUAUGGGACUCAGACUGGGACCGCCGAGGGUUUUGCCAAGUCUUUAGCAGAAGAGAUCAAGGCUAGAUAUGAGAAGGCAAUCGUGAAAGUUGUUGACUUGGAUGAUUAUGCUGCUGAUGAUGAUCAAUAUGAACAAAAACUGAAGAAAGAGACUUUGGCAUUUUUCAUGCUGGCAACUUAUGGAGAUGGAGAGCCAACUGAUAAUGCUGCAAGAUUUUAUAAAUGGUUUACUGAGGGAAAUGAAAAGGGAGCCUGGCUUCAACGCCUUACAUAUGGCGUCUUUAGUCUUGGUAACCGUCAAUAUGAACAUUUCAACAAGAUUGGAAAGGUGGUAGAUGAACAGCUCAGCGAACAAGGUGCCAAGCGUCUCAUUCCAGUUGGUCUUGGGGAUGAUGAUCAGUGCAUUGAGGAUGAUUUUGCUACUUGGCGAGAAAACCUGUGGCCUGAGUUAGAUCUUGUACUUAGAGACGAGGAUGAUACAAGUGUGUCUACCCCAUAUACAGCUGCCAUUCCUGAAUAUCGGGUUGAGGUUCAUGAUGCUACUACUACUUCUUGUGAGGAGAAGUAUUUGAAUAUGGCAAACGGGAAUGCUUCAUUUGAUAUUCAUCAUCCAUGCAGAGUAAGUGUUGCUGUUCGGAGAGAACUUCACAAACCUGAAUCUGAUCGUUCUUGCAUCCAUCUGGAGUUUGAUAUACAAGGCACUGGUAUUACAUAUGAAACUGGAGACCAUGUCGGUGUUUAUGCUGACAAUAGUGAUGAAACUGUCGAAGAAGCAGCGAAGUUGUUGAAUCAGCCUUUAGAUUUGCUAUUUUCUAUUCAUGCUGACAAAUCUCUUGGAGGCUCAGUACCGCCUCCUUUCCCUGGCCCUUGUUCCCUUCGCACUGCACUGGCACGUUAUGCAGAUCUACUGACUCCUCCUCGGAAGGCUGCUUUAAAUGCAUUGGCUGCUCAUGCAGCUGAUCCUAGUGAAGGGGAAAGACUUAAAUUCCUGUCAUCACCUCAGGGGAAGGAUGACUACUCGCAGUGGGUUGUUGCCAGUCAAAGAAGCCUUCUGGAAGUAAUGGCCGAGUUUCCAUCAGCAAAACCUCCCCUUGGUGUAUUUUUUGCUGCAACUGCUCCUCGCUUACAGCCACGUUACUAUUCUAUCUCGUCCUCUCCUAGAUUUGCUCCAAAUAGAGUUCAUGUGACGUGUGCAUUAGUUUAUGGUCCAAGUCCCACAGGCCGAAUCCACAAAGGUGUGUGUUCAACCUGGAUGAAGAAUGCAGUUCCUCAAGAGGAAAGCCAUGAAUGUAGCUCAGCUCCUAUUUUUAUCAGGACAUCCAAUUUUAAGCUUCCAGCAGACUCUUCAAUUCCUAUAGUCAUGGUGGGCCCUGGUACUGGCUUGGCACCUUUCAGGGGAUUUCUACAGGAAAGGUUGGCCCUGAAAGAGGAUGGAGUUCAACUUGGUCCUGCACUAAUGUUCUUUGGAUGUAGGAACCGCAGAAUGGAUUUCAUUUAUGAGGACGAGCUCAACAAUUUUGUAUGUGAAGGUGUUGUAUCUGAGCUGGUCGUUGCAUUUUCACGAGAGGGGCCACAGAAGGAGUAUGUUCAACAUAAGAUCAAGGAAAAAGCAGCACAAGUUUGGAGUUUGAUCUCCCAGGGUGGAUAUCUUUAUGUCUGUGGUGAUGCGAAAGGCAUGGCAAGAGAUGUCCAUCGGAUGUUGCAUACCAUUGUCGAAGAGCAGGAAAAUGUGGACUCCACAAAGGCAGAGGCUAUUGUGAAGAAACUCCAGAUGGAUGGGCGGUAUCUUCGGGAUGUAUGGUGAUCACUUCAAAGAUGUCCCUCCCCAGUGUGUUGCCAAAUCCUUGGUAUGAAUUGAGGUGGAUUCGUUUUUCUAUUCUAUCUCAACCUCAGUUGAAAUGUUCCUCUCGGCCAUCUGGAACCCAAAAAUCAUUUCCUAGAAUUAAAAACCAUAAUCUGGCUUCGCUGGAAAUUUAAAUUUUGAUCUGCUAGAUUUUGCCUUUGACAAAACAGAUCAUUAAGUUCUGUUUUUGUGACUUAGUUUGUUAAAGUUUCCAUUGAAAACACUAUAGCAGUUAGUCGGAAGACUGUCAAAACACAAAACACAUGAAUUGGUGUAUGCUUUUUGUUGUUUAAAAUUUAAAUUAUUUGUACUAGUUAUAUUAGUGAAGGGGAGGUAGAAUAAAGCUGUUGUUCUUCA